Messenger RNA from Ochlerotatus camptorhynchus, 7404 nucleotides. RefSeq lists its product as uncharacterized. The transcript has 5 exons. The coding region runs from base 662 to 3382 and encodes 906 amino acids. Gene Ontology annotation, molecular function: RNA binding; RNA helicase activity; ATP binding. NCBI's taxonomy places the organism in Eukaryota, Metazoa, Arthropoda, Insecta, Diptera, Culicidae. The record is from RefSeq and is a predicted model, not a curated record. Gene Ontology annotation, cellular component: ribonucleoprotein complex; cytoplasm; nucleus.
UGGACUUGGGGUUUCUCUCGGCUUUCUCUCCUCGACCGAACAAGGUGUGUGCAUUGUGUGCUCCCGCUGUAGCCAUAAAAAAAGUGGAAGAUUUCCAUUUUUUUCACACAAUUUUUCCAGCGAGGAAGUCGAAGUAGUAAAAGUAAAUGUUCGCGUAUAACUAUCGAAUUCGGGCACAAUAAUCAUCCGACAGUAAAGUGAAACCCAGAGUUCAUCAAAUUCCCAACGCGAAACUUCGACUGUAAAGUGACGAAUUUGGUGAAGAAAAAUUUUUUCACCUUCCGAUCGCCAUCUUUUUUCUUCGAUCGACCGUGUGCGCGUGUGUGUUCCGAGUCGAGUACCCCAAAGCGGAGCGCUACACAGACGGAACAGUAGUUUUUCCUUUCGCUUGCAUAUAUCCAUCGAGGGGCCGAAUCUUCGAUAGUGUAGUGUGUUUCAAGCGGAAGACAGACGAACGACAACGGUGGAAAAGUGCACUAGCCAGCAACGCACAUCAAGACGUAAGAAUUUCAAAGUGAAGAAUACAUACUGUGUUCGGUCGACUCGUAGUUGAAAGCAGUAACUAGGAAAAAAAAAAGUAGCAGUUUUACGUUUUACGCAGCUAACAGAUCCAUUUUGUAUCGGCUUUGCGAGGAAGAGAAAGCACGAGAAGAUCUCUAUCAUGCAGUUCCAAGGAAACGGACAACCCCAUCCGGGAAGUUUUCGCCCACGUAGCGACAAACCGGAUUUCUACAGUGGAAACGGUGGCCCCGGAGGUAAGCCACACUUUAUGAACAAACCAGGUGGACCACCCUCGAUUCCUCCCUUCAACCCGAACGGUUUUGGAGGACCUAAGCCCAUGUACAGCCCUGGACCUAACGGGCUCGCCGGGGGCCGACCUGGUUUCAACAAAUUCCGCCCAAACAACUAUGGCGGCCCGAACGAACUCGGUGGAAUGAUCCAAAAGAAGGAAUUUGGAGGACCCAAGCUAUUCGGUACCGGUGUCCCUGGAAUGAUGGGCAAUGGAAAGCCACUAUAUGACAAACCUCUCGAUGCAUUCGGAGGACCCAAAAAGUACAACACCAUGCCAAACUCGUACGGUAGCAGAAAUAGUUACGGUCCGAAGCCUGAUUUCAACAACAUGAGCAAGGAGGAACGUGCCAAGAUCCAAUCGCUCAAGGCCAAAUUCCCAGGACAAGGUCUUGUGAAGCCCAUCUGGAAGGACCUAGAGCCAUUCGAAAAGGACUUCUACGGUCCUCACCCAAGUGUGAUGGCCCGGACCCCGGAGGAGGUACAGGCGUUCCGAGAGCGUUCUCAAAUCACCGUCAUGGGUAAUAGUGUGCCACACCCAUCGCAGAAUUUCGAGGAGGGUAACUUCCCCGAUUUUGUGAUGAAUGAAAUCAACAAGAUGGGCUUCCCGAACCCCACGGCUAUCCAGGCACAGGGUUGGCCAAUCGCUCUCUCGGGUCGCGAUUUGGUCGGAAUUGCCCAGACCGGUUCGGGUAAGACACUGGCUUACAUGCUGCCGGGCAUUGUCCACAUUGCCCAUCAGAAGCCACUGCAGCGAGGUGAAGGUCCGAUUGUGUUGGUGCUUGCGCCCACCCGUGAAUUGGCCCAGCAGAUCCAAACGGUGGUGCGUGAUUUCGGUACCCAUUCGAAGCCAUUGAUUCGCUACACUUGUAUCUUCGGUGGAGCACUGAAAGGUCCUCAGGUUCGCGACUUGGAGCGUGGUGUUGAGGUGGUGAUCGCUACCCCUGGACGUUUGAUUGACUUCCUUGAACGAGGCAUCACGAAUCUGCGUCGCUGUACCUAUUUGGUGCUUGAUGAAGCCGAUCGUAUGUUGGACAUGGGCUUCGAGCCACAAAUUCGUAAGAUUAUCGAGCAAAUCCGACCGGACCGUCAGGUGCUGAUGUGGUCCGCCACGUGGCCCAAGGAAGUCCAGGCGUUGGCCGAGGAUUUCCUUCAUGACUACAUCCAGAUCAACAUUGGAUCGCUGAACCUAUCGGCCAACCACAACAUUCACCAGAUUGUCGAUGUGUGCGAGGAGGGUGAAAAAGAAGGCAAGCUAUUGGCGCUGUUGAAGGAAAUUGCUAGCGAUAUCAACAACAAGAUUAUCAUUUUCGUUGAGACCAAGAAAAAGGUGGAAGAUCUGCUGAAGAACAUCAUUCGAGAUGGAUACGGAGCGACUUCGAUCCACGGAGACAAGUCCCAAUCGGAGCGUGAUUAUGUGCUGCAGGACUUCCGUCACGGAAAGAGUACCAUUCUGGUGGCCACAGAUGUCGCUGCCAGAGGUUUAGACGUGGAAGAUGUGAAGUAUGUGAUCAACUUUGACUAUCCGAACUCAUCGGAAGAUUAUAUUCAUCGAAUUGGCCGCACGGGGCGGUGCUCUUCGUAUGGUACGGCGUAUACGUUCUUCACGCCCGGAAACGGACGUCAGGCUAGGGAAUUGCUAUCCGUUUUGGAAGAAGCUGGACAACAACCGAAUGUGGCGCUGAUUGAUUUGGCAAAACAGGCUCCUGGAGGUAAGGGUGGCAGAUGCCGUUACAACGUUCGAGGUGCACUGACUUCCAAUGGGUACAAUCGGGACCAGAAUGGUUUCGGAGGUGCAAGAAUGUUCCAAAAGAAACCCUUCGAGAAUCGUUACGGCGGACCGCCAAGUGGUGGUAUGGGGCCGAACCGAUUCAGCAAUCCUGGACCGAAUAAGUAUGGUGGACCCGGUGGAUAUCGUGGUGAAAAUAGUUGGAACAAAAAUGCCGGAGGCUACCAGACAGUGCCACAGCACCAGUCCCAGAAUGGAACUCCACAGCAGUCGCCACCGCAGCAGCAAAUGUACGAACAUCAGCAAACGCGGUUCUAUCCGAAAAAUACCAUGUACCAGAAUCCGAACCAGUACGAGGAAUUCUCCAAUCAAAUGGUUGGAGGAGCUCCACAAGCUUUCAAUGGCCACAAUGGAACACGCUUCUAUUCAAGCAAGCCCCAUCAGGGAGCCGGUGGUAUGCAGCAGACUCAGCUCGGUGGCCCAGGAGGACGGUAUAAUCCCAACAACCAGUACAACGGCGAUGUUGGUCCAAAACCAGCCGGAGGUCGUCCUCCGUAUCAGCCGAAGCAGCAGCAGUACAAUAACAGCUAUGCUACCGCCGGUACGGGAAAUCCAUAUCCCGCUCAGUUGGCAGCUGCUGCGGCUGCAGCCGCUGCUGCCGUUGGUGGCGGACAAACCAUUCCAACUGCUGGAUUUACCACCGGAUUCGAUCCCUUGGGAGGCGUACAGGGAGCGAUGGGCACAUUCACAUCGUCCUACCAAAUUCCAGCCGCCGCAGCUUACUACUCGUAUCCGGCGGCCACUGCUCCGCCACCACCACCACAGACCCAGGCCCCGCCAGUUGUUCCCCCCGUUCAGCAGUAAGUUUCCUGCUUCCACGAGAAAUAAAGGUAUACAGAUAUAUACAGCACUAUUGCAUGCGAAUUCAAAUUUAUCAACCGGAAAGAUUGUUAAUUUCCAUAUUAAUUUUAAUUUAUUAACCGCAACGGAAGAUGUUUGUUUUUUUUUUUGUGAAGAAGAAUCUUCCCAUUAUUAUUAACGGCGCAAAAAAAAUAUGUGUUUUCUUUUCACCUUUCGUAACAUUUAGAAAGAUUCCAAUUUUUCCCUCUAAUAAUAAUUACUACACGUAAAAGCGUUCUGUUGCAAAACAAUGAUAUAGUAGAAUAAUAUAAUUGUGAAUCUUAUUAUGAAGUAACAAUUUGGAAAUCGGAUAAACAAGAAAACAGAAUGAAUAGUGACGUUUUGUCUAUUUCAGAGUGUUGUUGGCGGUCAACGCAACCCAUUCACGUAUGUUUGUUAGAUCGUAAGCGUAAUUACCCACACAACAAAAAACACAGACACACUCGAAAAUCCGAGAGAAAGAGAAUAAGCAACACGUAAACAUUAAUCUUAAUCUUUCAAAAUACACACACGUAUAUUAUAAUAGCAUAUUGCAUGCAGGCAAGAAGGUAGAUUAUCUAUUUAUUGAACGAGGAAAUAUUCAUACCUAAGCAGACGAAGAAGGAAAGAAAAAAACUAUGCAUUUUCCAACAUAUUCAUUAGGUUCUUUUUUUGUUGAGUCGUUUUUUUUUUAAUUUUUUUUUUCUUAAUGGUCAAAAUUCAAUUCCAUGAUGUUAGGGAUUUCCUUUCAGUUCGACAGUGUUUUGCGCUACGUCUUUCGAGGUGUUGAUGGUUGACGCUGGUGGGAUCUGUUCUUCGAAAAUUAGGGAGCAAAGAAAUUUGCUUUAGGCUUCAUAAGUCGCAUGGCAUGGUGACCGAAGAAAUCGAUUACCAUCCAAUCCAAAGAAUUUUGGACUGGAUUGGAAAGUUCCAUGCUGGUUUUGGAGCUUAUCAAGAAUUUGUAUAAAUUCAUAUGGAUUGAAUAAGGAGAAUCUACAAAUGGCAAUUUGUGGAUUCUAUCAACCUUGUCCUUAAAAUUAUCGCUACAAUUCUGAUGUCAAUGUUAGGGAAAUUUGCUUUGACGUUCGACACUGACAGUGUGUCCAUCGGAAAGCAACUCGCCAGUUAAGUAAAAUCGUUUCAAAUCCCUCCGAUCUGCAACCAUCACCUUCAGAGUAGCGCAAAACUCUUGUUCUUAUCUAAACUGUGUCGAUUAGCUGUGAAAUCACAGGAAAAUUAUCCCCACAAACAUUCACAGCCAUCAUACUACAAUCACUUUCAUGAAUCGCGUAUUAAUCAUGCGAAACCAAGGGUGAAAUUCAAUACUAUUAGUGAUGUUCAGCUAUAGCAUAUGUUCACUAAUAUUAAACCUCUGGCGUCCGGUCGCUUAUGGAGCACCCCAGGCGUCUCAGAGACUCCAGAACUACCCCCUUCCCAUAUCCCAAGUAUGUAUGUGAAUCGUUUGGUACAAACAAAAACAAAUCGAGCUGUGAAGAAGAAUGCAAAACAAUGACUUGGAAAAAUGUCCAAACUAGAGCGAAUAUUCAUUUUUGAGUUCGUACACAGACUUUCGCGCGAGAAAGCGAGCGGAAACAGAAAUCAUUGCAUCAAAUUUUUCGGCACCAGAGAGCAAAACAAUAAAAAUGCAAUCGAUACGAAAACAGAGAAAACUGUUUCGGUAGGACUUUUUUAAUACCGUCACAAACGUUGUGAUUGGUGGUAGUUUACAAGUAUAAACAAAAUUACAAAGGAAACCAAUCUGCUGCGGAAAGUAAGAUGAAUCAAGUGUGAAACGAAGAAUCAAGAGUAAGCAACUAGCGAAUAGUUACUAAAGAAAAACGGAUAGGAGAAAUCGAUAAGAGCUAAUUGGAGACGGCGAGCGCCUGAGAUUUAAGUGAAAUAAAUGGAAAAAUACACACAUGUGAUAAACGUCGAUGUGUCACUUGUGAGAAUGAUAAUGAUAUACCAACAAAAUGAAGUAAACAAACAAACAAAACACACAAUGAAGGCAAGAGACUUGAAAACUUUUUUGUUUUAUUUUCUGGAAUUUGUGAUAUUUGUUUAAAAUUUCUUUCGUACCUAAUACAUCGCGCUAACGUUAAUUAGAAUGCUUAUCCCGAAAUAAAUUUACGCGGACAAAACAAAAUGGAACUCGAGAAAGUAAAUUUGCGCGUACCAUUAACAGAGACACAGAAUUAGGAGCUUGCGACAUUAAGUUCAAAGAACGGAACCGGUUUUGCCAAAAGCCAAAACACCGCCGUUAAAUCUGUGUAAUAAGCUACGUAGUAAUUUUUUAGAGGCCACAUUCCUUUAAAUGAAGCAUAUUACUGAGUCUCGGGGUUGUCGCCCCUCGGAUCCAGUAGUCAUAUUUGUUUUUUCUCAUUGAAAACUCAAUUCAGUACCUGUUCAAACGAAAAGUAAACAAGAAUCAAGCAAAACAUAGACGCGAAACAUAGUGGAAGAGAACAAAGCGAAUGAUGAAAAGACGAAUUUUAAUUUAAGCAUCAAUUUGAGAUGAAAAAUACAAACUAUUUAAAUUGUUUAAGUGAAAAAGCAAAUAACAGUAAUCAAAAGUCGUCAGUUGAAGACAGUAGUAGUUAAACAAAGCAUGGAUUUCCUUCUCACACAACUCUAGUCCGAAAAACUGUUGUUUUUAUUUUGUAUUGUUUUUUUUUAAAUCAAUAUUUAUCAUACAAAGGGGAAAUCCAACGUGUGAUAAGGCGGAUCGCGCCUCCACCGUCGUUGCAAGACACAAAAGGUGAUAUCGGUAUUUUUAUGGUUCUUUUUUUGUAUAGAGAAAGAAAAAUGAAGAGAUGAGAGGUUUUUCAAUUCUCGUGAAAGAUGCGAAAAGUUUCAAAAGUACUAGCGAAACCAAACAAAGAGUAAUUUAGGAAAGGAGAGAAACAACAAGACGCGACAACACAAACUAGGACGUAAGUGAAAAAAAGAACUGAGCGUUUGUCUUCCCAGAUAAAACAAAAGACGCUCAUUAACAGUAUUUUUCACACAUAAAACAAGCACAUUCACGCGCGCGCUGUUGUUAUUAAAUACAUGGCAACUACAUGACAUUUAAUGACAUGAAAGCAAAACGAUAGUUGACAGAGAGGAAACAUGAACGGAAAACCAUAACCAAAUUGCCUUUAAUGAACUGUGAUCGUAUCAAAUCUCGUCUCGUUCCUUUUUCUCAUCACUUUGUUGUAAGAGGACAAGAUCGUAAAACUCCCCCCUCCCCCCCUCACAAGGAGGGGAAAGAAACUCAUUUUGUACACCUUCAUUUGUUGUAUCACCUACAAAUCUACUAUAUUUUUUGUUAUUUACAAAAGCUAAUAAGUACUAGAACAAAUACAUUCGUGUGUGAUUCGGAGUUGUUCAUACUCUGGCUGACUGAUUAUUGUUGUUUAAGAACUACUAGUUAGAAAGUGAAUAAAAUACAUUCAAUUGACGCAAAACGAAAUGUAUGCCAAAAGUAUUCAUAUUGAUACACAAACAAAAAAAAAACCCUUUAUAAAUUAUGUUUAAAAAUCAAAACGAAAUGAAAAAUUAAAAUUCGUCAAAUUGUUCCUAACCGAAAGCCACGCGGUAUUUUUUUAGUUUUCUUAAAGCUAGAAUCGUUAAACAAACCUAUAAAUAGCAGAGGAAAUUUACUUCUCGAAACCGUAACAAACAUAACACAAAUGUUGCAAUAAAACAAAAAAGUUAACCAGCGAACUUUCUUUCAUAAAACAUGAACCUAAAAUGCGAUUCAAGCAAACGUGCACGCAUACGUAUUCGGUGUACGGUUUGUUAAUUUCUACCACAUACCGAAACAAUUUGUUACAAGCAAGAUUGGUGCUCUUGCACUUUCUAUUGGGUGAUAUUGUGAUAAACAUCGGAGUAUGUCGUGUAGUAGGAAGCAGAAGCAAAAGCCAAGCAAACGAACAAGUCAUUAUCAAUAUACGAAACAAAACAAAGAAAAACUCGCAUCUGUGAAAAUGACAACCGAACUAACCACAAUCCGGACAUAAAUA